Molecule: messenger RNA, 1766 nt
Organism: Anopheles darlingi
Lineage: Eukaryota; Metazoa; Arthropoda; Insecta; Diptera; Culicidae
Gene: LTV1
Product: protein LTV1 homolog
Exons: 5
Coding region: 137-1597 (486 amino acids)
Biological process (GO): ribosomal small subunit biogenesis; ribosomal small subunit export from nucleus
Cellular component (GO): cytosol; preribosome, small subunit precursor; nucleus
Source: RefSeq, a predicted model, not a curated record
UUCCUCAGCCUUUUCAAAAUAAACACUCAGCACGAGUGGCUGCUCUCGUCGCUUAAAAAAGGAUCAUUUUCAUCCACUUCCGGUGAUUCCGGUGGUCUAUUCCUUUGUGGAAACCUGUUAACCAUUUCACUCGACCAUGCCUAAGAAAAAGUUUAUCGACAAAAAGAAUUCCGUAACGUUCCGUCUGGUGAACCGGAGCCAGCAGGAUCCCCUGUACGUGGACGAAACAGCACCACAGAAUGUCUUACUGCCAGUUCGGGUACCCGAAAAGUACGCCAACCUAGCUGGUGGCAUCAAGAGACAGGCAACAUCCGGAUUGAACGUUGAUCCGACGAAACGUAAAACGGAACAGGCAAAGUUCGGCAUAUACUAUGAUGAUGACUACGACUAUCUGCAGCAUCUGCGAGAGCCAGGUCGCAACGAGGUGUACUGGGAACCGAUUGAUACGAAAGCCACCAAGGAACAACCGGGAGCGAAGAAUGUUCGCAUUCAACUGCCCAGCUCAGUGUUCCCAUCGGAGUUUGAGGAAAAGGAAGGCAUUAUGAAGAAGGUGGCCAAUGCUCGACCGGGCCCGCGUCCCGAUUGGGACCCAGAAAUUGUAGCGGCACUUGAUGAUGAUUUCGACUUCGAUAACCCAGACAACGUACUGGAAGACGACUUCAUGGACCGUGUGAUGCAAGCGGGUGAUGUAGGGGUUGACGAUUUGCUAGAGGAUCCCGAAGAUGGUGAAGAUGAGGACGAUGAGUUUGAUUCUGAUGGCGCAGAAGAUGAUUAUUCUGACGAAGAGCGCGAUGGUUUGGGCCCACUCAUGGAUGAGUAUGGUCGAGAGGAAACCAAAUCCCGCUUCACCGAAUAUUCCAUGUCCAGCAGUGUGAUACGGCGCAAUGAGCAGUUGACGUUGCUUGACGAUCGAUUCGAAAAGUUCUACGAACAGUACGACGACCCGGAAGUGGGUGCACUGGAUUGCGAAGAAAUCGAAGGGCACGUCGAGGUGAAUGACGACGUAUUGUUACAGUACGCCGAAGCGUAUCGACGCGAGAAUGGAGACGAAUGUAUUGAUGAGAAAGAGAAAAAAUGGAUAAAAGAACGUGUCCUUAAAUUCCACGAAGAAGAUGACGAUGAAGAAGAGCUUGUUGAUAUGCCAGUGGAAGAUGAGGAGGAAAAGAAGUGGGAUUGCGAAAGUAUCCUGUCCACGUACAGUAACAUCUACAAUCACCCCAAACUGAUCGACGAGCCGAAGCGAUCGCGCAAAAUACAGAUCAACGCUAAAACGGGCCUGCCAGCGAACGUCCUCGGUUCAGAAGGAGACAAACUAACGAUCAAAUCGCUGGCCAAGCUACAACAGGAUGGAAGUAAAUCUGCCGGUCCUAAAUCUCUAUGCGAUGAGAGUGUUAUCUCUACUCUGAGCGUGCUUUCGAUCAGACCGAAGGAUGAAUCCCCCGAGGAAAAGCGGGAACGCAAGAAGUUACUGAAGGAAUACCGGUCUGAGCGACGGAUAGAACGAAAGGCAAACACGCAGGCCUUCAAGGAGGAGAAGAAAAUCCAAGAGAAGGUCAAGAUCAACAAUCAAGUGAAUGCUGGCAAGCGUAUCCUUUAAAUGGCGGCAAUAAGUGCGACGGUAUAGCAAAUACACCCUGUAUUGUCCAUCAAGUAAAGCAGCCAGUUUGGAAAAUUCUAAUAUUUUCUUGUGAUUCAUUUCGUUCUCUAACACGCCGAAUGUUUGCCUUGGUGAAGGAAAAUAAAGCAUUCGUUUGUAAAUUGUAAAC